Gregarina niphandrodes is the source of this 1326-nucleotide messenger RNA. RefSeq lists its product as hypothetical. The record is from RefSeq and is a predicted model, not a curated record. NCBI's taxonomy places the organism in Eukaryota, Apicomplexa, Conoidasida, Eugregarinorida, Gregarinidae. The transcript has a single exon. Bases 1 to 1326 code for a protein of 441 amino acids.
AUGGGAGCGGUCGGUCCUGUGACGGAACCGCGGAAAGCAGGGCUGGCGAAGCGGGGCGGCAAACAUGGAGUGGUGGGGAAGAAGGUGGUGGGUAAGAAGGUGGCGGGUAAGAAGGCGGUGGGUAAGAAGGUGGUGGGGAAGAAGGCUGUGGGGAAGAAGGUGGUGGGGAAGAAGGCUGUGGGGAAGAAGGCUGUGGGGAAGGCAGGACUGAGAAUCAAGGCCGCAAGCAAAACGGCCACCGCCAAGACCCGUGCGGGGGUGGCUGGGAAGCGCCCUCAAGGAGCUGCUAGGCUGGCGAAGCCCGGUGCUGUUCGGUUGGGUCCGCGCCGCCUACCGAAGGCCGGGGCAGUGGGCAAACGACUGGGCGUGAAGAAGUUGGGUGCGAAAAAAGUUGCUGGCAAAGGGACGCGAGUCGUGGCCAAACUCGGGACCAAGGGAGUUAGACCCAAGGAAGUCAGGGCUGGUGCCAAAGUCCGCGGCAAGGGAGCCAAGGGUGCGGAUCGACUGGGAGCCGCCAAGGCCGGCGCCAAGACGGGCCUGGCGAAGCGGCUGAAGAAGGCGGUGUCGCCGAAGCCCGCCCCACCAGUGCUCGAGGCACAGCCGGAACUGGAGUUUUUGGGGCCCGUCCCGAGUAUUGAACUUAAGACAGCGGAAGGCGGCAGCGUGGACCUCGGAUCGCGCCUGCGACUUCUGGGUCUCGAAGACCCGGCUCUGGGACCAGGUUUGGGACCAGGUCUGGGGCCAGGUCUGGGGUCAGGUCUGGGACGUCCUGACCCGUACUCGUUUGCAGACACACUUGCCGGCCAGACGCAGCCCAACACCACGACCAAGACAACGGCCAAGGCAGCGCAACCGCGGUCGGCGCCAGAGUUGGAUGUUGUGGAAAAGUCCGCCCCUCGCCCGUCGACGACGGGCCUUUCGGGUGGUGGGGUGUCCAGUCUGACGUCGGUCGCCGGUUCGACGCCCGGCCAGCCCGAAGAGGCGGUCCCGGCGAAGGCUCGCAAGGCCGAUCGGUUGGCGCAGAUGGUGGCCUCGCGGCAGAGCCGAGAAGGCGACGAGUUCUCUAUGUCCGGAUUCUCGCCGCGGGAAUUCUCGCCCAGACUCCUCGACCCCUUCCAACCGGUAUUAGCGUUGGACUUGGGGAGCGCGGAGGAAACCCGGUUACCGAAUCCCGUGCCCUCGCCGCUGUCGAGUAACACGAGCGACGCGGAUGUGGGGGCCCGAGCACGCGUCGCCAAGGAGUCGCUCCUGACCGGCAGCGCCACGCCCGGUCUAGAGCAGGCGGCAUUCUUGGCCGGGGGCGUGGCCUGGUCGUCUGCUCUCUAA